This is a messenger RNA of Lactuca sativa (garden lettuce), 1655 nucleotides long. Its product is annotated as cytochrome P450 Tp4149. Lineage: Eukaryota; Viridiplantae; Streptophyta; Magnoliopsida; Asterales; Asteraceae. The record is from RefSeq and is a predicted model, not a curated record. Gene Ontology annotation, molecular function: heme binding; monooxygenase activity; oxidoreductase activity, acting on paired donors, with incorporation or reduction of molecular oxygen.
ACAAUUUAGAAGAGAAGGUUAACGAAAUGUCUGUCACCUUCCAGUUCUUUCUCAUCUCCUGUCUUCCCUUGCUUAUCUUCUUAAUCCUAUUCAAAACACUUUUUUCGUCUUCAAAACCACACGGAAACCUACCACCAUCUCCACCAAGGUUACCAUUGAUAGGAAACCUUCACCAACUUGGCUCCAGCCCACACCGCACCCUCCAAGCCAUGGCUCAAACCUACGGUCCAUUGAUGAUGAUUCGCCUUGGCACCGUGCCAGUGCUUGUCGCAUCCUCUGUUGAUGCAGCUCGAGAGAUUUUGAAAACUCAUGAUUUAGCCUUUUCAAGCAGACCGAAAUCAAAAAUCACUGAUAAAAUUUUCUAUGGCUCCAAAGACAUAGCUUUUUCCCAGUAUGGAGAGUAUUGGAGGCGGGUAAAGAGCAUUGCGGUGAUCCAUCUCUUAACGAACAAAAGGGUUCAGUCGUAUAGGCAAGUCAGAGAAGAUGAGAUGUCUCUUAUGAUUAAAAAGAUUGGUGAAGCCCAUGAAUCGGUGGUUAAUUUGAGCGAGUUGCUUAUUUCACUUACAAAUAAUGUUGUUUGUAGGGUGGCUUUGGGGAGGACAUAUGAUGGGAAGAAAUUUAAGGGAUUAUUAGAAAGGUUUUUGGUGUUGUUGGGAAGUUUUACUGUUGGGAGUUAUAUUCCAUGGUUAAGGUGGGUAGAUCGGUUGAGUGGAUUAGAGGGAAGAACGAACGAGAUUGCUAAACAAUUCGAUGAGUUUCUUGACGGUGUUAUUGAAGAACAUGUAAAUAAAAAAGUUGUUGGCGUUGAAGCCCAAGAUGUCGUUGAUAUCUUACUAGAAAUUCAAAGAGAUAGUAUGAAGGGAUUUCGUCUUGAACUAAAUGAGAUUAAAGCUAUCAUCUUGGACGUAUUUGCUGCUGGAACUGAUACUACGUUUACAAACUUAGAGUGGGCAAUCAGCGAGCUAUUAAGACACCCGCAAACAAUGAAAAAACUGCAACAGGAGGCACGGGAAAUAGGUCAUGGAAGAUCAAUGAUCACCGAAGACAACUUAGAUAACAUGCCGUACCUAAAAGCCGUUCUCAAAGAAACCCUACGGCUACACACUCCGAUCCCACUACUUGUUCCUCAUGAAUCGACACAAGAUGUCAAACUACUUGGCUACGACAUCACAGCAGGAACACAAGUGAUCAUCAAUGCAUGGGCGAUAGCAAUGGAUGGUUCCGUAUGGGAAGAACCAGAUAAAUUUAGGCCAGAGAGGUUUUUGGACACUCCUAUUGAUUACAAAGGGUUUCAUUUUGAGCUGAUACCAUUUGGUGCUGGGCGGCGAGGGUGUCCUGGUAUUCAGUUUGCCAUGGUUGUUAAUGAGCUUGUUUUGGCUAAUUUGGUGUAUAAGUUUGAUUUUACAUUAACUGGUGGAGAGGAUUUGGACAUGAGUGAGACCAUUGGUCUUACUGUUCAUAAGAAGUGUCCUAUUCUUGUUGUAGCAACUCCUUGUGUUAAUUAGUAGUUGAUGGCUGUUUUGGUUUGUUUGAGUGGACUUUGAGAGGUUAUGAAACUAUAUACUAAUUGAACGUCUUUAGCAUAUGCGAAACCUAUAUGUACGGAAAAUUGAUAAGUUUUUAUUUAUUAUACAAGUGUAACAAUAUUUUUCUUA